Messenger RNA from Closterium sp. NIES-65, 747 nucleotides. The record is from the annotation of a GenBank genome assembly. Lineage: Eukaryota; Viridiplantae; Streptophyta; Zygnematophyceae; Desmidiales; Closteriaceae.
AUGGCUGCUGAGAGGGUGAUGGGUACACUGAUAGACGUGGUCAAAGAGGCAGUGCUAGCAGCAGUGAGAGAGGAACUUGCUGCACACAAGGAGGAGGUGGAUGAGCUGCAGAACAUGAUGAUUGCUGUGGAGGAGAGGAAUGCGGCGACUGCUGCUGCGAUGGGGAGGGAGUUGGCGGCAGUGAAAGGGGAGCUGGCUGCACACAAAGAGGAGGAGGGAGAUGAGUUGCGGCACACGCUGACUGUUUUGGAGGAGAGGUAUGAGGCAACCGUUGCUGUGAUGGAGGAGAGGGGAAGCAAGUUGGCAGCAGUGAAGAGGGAGGUGACUGCAGUUAAGGGGGAGUUGGCAGGAGUGAAGUCGUGGUUGGGUGAGCACUUGCAGUUGGAGGAGGCUGACAGGAGACGAGUGGCGGAGAUGAGGGAGAUGAGAAGGCAGGGGGGGGGAAGAGGAAAAGAGUUGGCUGCAGAAUCUGCACCAGUGAAGGGGGAGUUGGCUGAGCACAAGCAGUCAACUAUGUUGGAACAAGACAAGGCUGUAAGGAGACAAAUGGCAGAGAUGAGAGGGCAGGUGGAGGAGAGGGAGAGAGAUUUGACUGCGGUGAAGGGGGGUUUGGUUGAAAUCAAGGAUGCUAUGGCAGAACAAGUGAUCAUGGCUGAGAGAAUAAGACAGUUGGAUUUGAGAGAGCUACGAGAGGAGGCAAGAAAGGGCAAUCACCGCAGCAUCACAGGCGACCCAGCUGAACCUUAA